UAGGGGCGGGCUAGGGGGGCGGGACGAUGUGGGGGGAGGAGGAGACGUGAUCCCAGUACUGGACGGGUGUUGCUCUAGAGACCCAGACGGGUCCUGCUGAAGUGACCCAGUGUCUGUAGUACUUGGGCAGCAGAGACUGCGCAGCGGCAGGGGAAAAAACCUGGAAGUCCUCUCGGCUGCGGUGACGCGGAACGUUUUUUGGCCAAACCCCGAAAGAAGAAAUCGGAAGUGACGUCGCGGUCAAAACAAGCCGGGGUUUGGGGGCCUGCAGUGAAUCUGUGGCCGCAGAUGGAAAGGCCCGACUCGCUGUCGGCUGUCGAAGAUUUUUCAAUAUCUAAAUUCCAAGAAUACACUGGAUACCACUCCUAUAAAACAAAGAGGAAAUCAUGAAGGAAUGUUUUAAUCAUUGAAACUACAGUUGAAGUCAUGGCUACGUCAACAAAUCUGGAUAUUGGAGCCCAGCUGAUAGUGGAAGAGUGUCCCAGCACUUACAGUCUAACUGGCACGCCAGACAUUAAAAUAGAACAUCAGCUGGACUCAAACGCAGAGGAAGGAUCAGCUCAGGGUGUUGCCAUGGGAAUGAAAUUCAUAUUACCUAACCGAUUUGAUAUGAACGUGUGUUCUCGAUUUGUGAAGUCCUUAAAUGAAGAGGAUAGUAAAAAUAUUCAAGAUCAGGUUAACUCUGACCUGGAAGUGGCAUCUGUCCUAUUUAAAGCUGAAUGCAAUAUCCAUACAUCUCCUUCUCCGGGAAUUCAAGUAAGGCAUGUCUACACUCCCUCUACAACAAAGCACUUCUCACCCAUAAAACAAUCAACUACUUUAACCAACAAACACAGAGGAAAUGAGGUCUCAACCACACCUCUCUUAGCAAAUUCUCUCUCUGUUCACCAGUUGGCUGCUCAGGGAGAGAUGCUUUACCUAGCUACUCGGAUUGAACAAGAAAAUGUUAUCAAUCACACGGAUGAAGAAGGAUUUACUCCUCUGAUGUGGGCUGCAGCACACGGGCAAAUAGCUGUGGUAGAGUUUCUACUUCAGAAUGGUGCUGAUCCCCAACUUUUAGGAAAAGGUCGAGAAAGUGCACUAUCAUUGGCCUGUAGUAAAGGCUACACAGAUAUUGUCAAAAUGCUGCUCGAUUGUGGAGUUGAUGUGAAUGAAUAUGAUUGGAAUGGAGGAACACCUUUGCUUUAUGCUGUACAUGGAAAUCAUGUUAAAUGUGUAAAAAUGCUCUUAGAAAAUGGAGCUGACCCCACAAUUGAAACUGACUCUGGGUAUAAUUCUAUGGAUUUAGCUGUAGCCUUGGGCUAUAGAGGUGUUCAACAGGUUAUUGAGUCACAUUUGCUGAAGCUGCUUCAGAAUAUCAAGGAGUAGACACAGUCAUCAGGAAGUGUCGUCUGCCCUUUCUUUUACUUUUUGGCUCUUAUAAAUGAUAGUUUUGUUUACUUAUAAAUUUUUACCUCAGUUGCAAAAUUUACUGGUUUUGGUAAGUUUUAAUAAAUAUUCCUCUCAGCAAUUCACUGGUUUAUAAUAAAAUUAAUAUUGAUGCUUUUUUAUAAAUGUGUUUUACUGCAUAUUUAAAGUUAUAAAUUAAUGUUUUGUGGCAUGUAAAUUUUUAUGGUACAGAUAGUUAUCUGUCUUUGUAUCAAGUGCUGUAAUUUAACAUUUUCAAAAAUUAUUCUACCCUAUUUGUCUUCACUCUUGUAUUAACUCAUUGACUUCACAUAGGUUUGCUAUAAAUCUAUAGAAAAAAAAUUUGUUAUUGUUGAAUUCAAAAAUGCACAGUGUGAUUGUUUACAAAAUGAUGUUAUAAAUAAAGUACUUUUUCUGUUUGCA
Leopardus geoffroyi (Geoffroy's cat) is the source of this 1830-nucleotide messenger RNA. RefSeq names its product ankyrin repeat family A member 2 (gene ANKRA2). Gene Ontology annotation, molecular function: protein binding. Gene Ontology annotation, biological process: regulation of gene expression. Lineage: Eukaryota; Metazoa; Chordata; Mammalia; Carnivora; Felidae. The transcript is spliced from 9 exons. The record is from RefSeq and is a predicted model, not a curated record. Bases 427 to 1368 code for a protein of 313 amino acids. Gene Ontology annotation, cellular component: nucleus.